AUGGCAUCCGUCGCUACCCAGGAAGCUCCCGUCCUCGAGCAACAAGGUGACCACGAGCAGGCUCACCACCACCCUCACAAGCACGACGAGCACCAUGCCCACCUCGACCCUGUGGAUGCCAAUGGCGUCGAACGCAAACCCCGUCACAAACCCGGAGAGAUCGUCGACUACAAGGUCACCACCACGUGCACCAACAACUCUGACGCCACGCUCACCUACCUCGGCGAGUACCACCCGCACGGUAACCUCCAAUCCCAGGGGGUCGACAUGACCGGUUUCUCCAAGGACAACGCGGUCGGUACCUGGGCCGGCGCGACGUUAGCGAUGACCGGCUGCGGUGGAGUCAGCCUGUACCAGAUCCAAAACCUCCCGGGGCUCAGCGGCACCAACUAUGUCGUCUUCUUCGCGUACGUGCCUUGGUGGUACAGCGCCAAUGAAAUUUGGGCGUCGGUCACGAGCACCAAGCCAACCGCCGACUCGAGCUUGUUUGAUACCUUGGAGAAGGCCUCCAAGAGCUCGACCUGCGAGGUCGACUUGGGCAACAACUAUGUCAUCAAGGGCUCCAUCGGGGACACGGACGUCACCGAGGCGCGAUUCACCAUUACCCUCAAGUCUACCUGA
Kwoniella mangroviensis CBS 8507 is the source of this 621-nucleotide messenger RNA. RefSeq lists its product as uncharacterized. The transcript has 2 exons. The record is from RefSeq and is a predicted model, not a curated record. Lineage: Eukaryota; Fungi; Basidiomycota; Tremellomycetes; Tremellales; Cryptococcaceae. The coding region runs from base 1 to 621 and encodes 206 amino acids.